Loxodonta africana (African savanna elephant) is the source of this 1758-nucleotide messenger RNA. Its product is annotated as protein FAM90A27P-like. NCBI's taxonomy places the organism in Eukaryota, Metazoa, Chordata, Mammalia, Proboscidea, Elephantidae. The coding region runs from base 1 to 1758 and encodes 585 amino acids. The record is from RefSeq and is a predicted model, not a curated record. The transcript has 6 exons.
AUGGUGGGGCGGCGGCGGCGGCCGAAAGGUGGGGGGAAGAAAGCAAGAAAAAACACAAAGAGAAAAAGAAGGAAUGGGGUGGGAGAAAAAAAAUCCAACGCCGCCCCGUCGCCGUGCCCGGUCGACCCCAGUUCCGCGGCCGUGGGGCCCGAGGGUCCGAGGCCGGCGAAGGGCGUGCCGGAUCAAGUUGAUAUGAUGACAGAGAAAUGGGUUGUUGUUGCCUCUGUGGAGGUCCUGCUACGAUUUCCUCUGAUGCCAGGAGAGGACCCCAGAGCUCGUUGUGACUCUAAGAAAAAACGCCAGCCUUCAGUGAACCAGCCUCACGCAGCUUCACAUGGAUAUGGAGACCAAGAGGGCAGGAAACCUAACAAUCGAUGCCUGAAGAAGACCGAACAGAGGCCUGAGGACUUGAGGAAGAUGACAGAUCAUUACAAACAGCAGCAAUCCCAUGGACCACCUACAGUCCGGAACCUGAAGAAGAGAAAGAGAGGAGCAGUGGAGCCGAGUGCUUCCCCAUCAGAGAAGGUACAUACCAGGGUGAUGUGCAAGAACUGUGGAGCCUUCGGACACACGGAAAAAAGCAAGAGGUGUCCCAUGAAGCGCUGGGAUGGAGCCCUCGCCCUCCAGCCCUUGGGCUCAAAUAAGAAAAAGGAGAACCUAGAACCAAGGAAGCCCCAGGAGCCACACACCCGAGGGUCUUUUAGCCAGACUGACAGACAGAAGGAACAAAGUCAAUGGCAAGAAGAAGAGCAGAAGAAAACUCUAAUGCAAAACAUUCCCCGGAGACACCAAGAGAAGCAGCAGACUAACGAUAAGGAAUUGACAGACUAUCUGACGAAUCCUACCAGGCCAAUGCCUGUCCAGACAGCGAAGAAGAGACCUAUCCUGAUCCCCGUUUUCACAAGGGGGCAACAUAUCAAGUCAUCUGACAUGAGAUCCUUUUGCCCUACACAGUCCCUCAUCAAAAGACCUGAGUUGAGUUCCUUCCUCACACCUCAUGUUCCAGGCAAAGGACGAGAGGUGACUUUUGCUGAAUCCCUCCAUCCUUCUCUCAAGAACCCUACCCUCAUUGCCAAGACAACCAGCAACAGGCCUGAUGCUUGUUCCCAUGACAUUCCCCAGUCUUUCGCCAAGACACACACUCUGGGUAACAACUUCCAUUCCCAGGCACAAGCCAAGUGUCCUAAUGUGAACCCAAAACCCAGCUCACAACCCACCACACAAAAAUUGGGUCAGAACUACAAACUCAGCCUCCAGGCAUCAGGCAAUCUGUUGUCCCAGGUUCCCACCCAGACUUGCAAGAAUCUCCCAAAAAAACCGAGACUCAGGCCCUUCCAUAACCCCCAGAUGAGCACUCAGAAUCCUUCUCAGAAGGUUAUCAAGACUGUCCAGCUUCCCCCCAGUACUAAUAGACUUACACUUAAAGAGGUGCCCCAAGAGAUCACAAUGACAGCUGCUCUGGCUCCACACAAUACACCUCACCAGAAUCCCGUCCAGGCUUGUGCAGUCCGUCCGCCUCCACAGUCCAGCCAUGUUCCGAACAAGCCCCUCGGAACUGUCUUCACUGGAUUGAACAGUGGACAGAAGAAUUCCCAGUUCAAUAUGGCUCCCACCUUUGUCUUACCUAAGAAGCCUGCACCUCCUGAUCAGAGCCUUCAUGUCCUCCAGCAUUCUGAGCGACACUGUUCCCAUACCCCAAGGAGCAGCCUCUUUGAGGAUCUUCUGGUCUCCUCCUCUGAGGAGAGUGACAGGGAGUGA